UACACAGGUGGAAUAUCACCAACAUUUCCAACCUUAUAUAUAAAUAUGUCCGAUUGGCCGCCUCUCUCUCUCAAUCGCUCAUCUCUCGGCCACAAUCGAAAACCCUAGACAUCUUCUUAUCUAUCUCUGUUGAUCGGCUUCUUGUUGCCAUCAGCUCUCUACAACUUUCAAGUUGGAGUGUUUGUGAAAGUCAAAGCGAUUUUUAUGUCCGAGCAGGCUAUCCUCUACUUAGGGUCUAUCGGGUUGUUGGGAGAAUAUUGUCCUAUAUUCAAGGAGAAAACUCCUUCCUCUACAAAACCAAUCACCUGUAUGCAUCGAGCGCCAUUUCAGGACCACACUGAUUUCCACGGUUGCCCCUUAUCGCAACCUUCCAAUUCCCCAUUUUACCCCUCCAAAACCCCCCACUUUUCAACCUCCAUUACCUCACUAAUCUAAUAUCAAGAUUCAAGAAUCUUAACCACUUCCCAACACUUACCAAAAAUGGCUUUACAAAACAUUGGUGCAAGCAACAGCGAUGAUGCCUUUUACAGAUACAAAAUGCCAAAAAUGAUUACAAAAAUCGAAGGGCGUGGAAAUGGAAUCAAAACAAAUAUAGUCAACAUGGUUGAUGUGGCAAAAGCUUUGGCUCGUCCACCUUCUUAUACCACUAAAUAUUUCGGGUGUGAACUCGGUGCACAAUCAAAAUUCGAUGAAAAGACAGGUGUGUCCCUGGUCAACGGGGCCCACGACACUUCAAAACUUGCGGGUCUUCUUGAAAAUUUCAUAAAAAAAUACGUUCAGUGUUACGGAUGCGGGAAUCCCGAAACUGAAAUCUUGAUUACAAAAACUCAAAUGGUGCAGUUGAAAUGUGCUGCUUGUGGGUUUGUGUCUGAUGUGGACAUGAGGGAUAAGCUGACGUCAUUUAUUUUGAAAAAUCCACCAGAAGUGAAAAAGGGUGGGAAAGAUAAGAAGGCCAUGAGAAGGGCAGAAAAGGAAAGAUUAAAAGAAGGUGAAGCUGCUGAUAAAGUACAGAAGAAGUUGACUAAAGAUGUUAAGAAGAAAGAUGUGAAGCCGACAAAAAAGAAAGGAAAUGCAUCUGACGAGGAUCAUGUCUCGCCAACUGUCAGCCAGGCUGGCGACAAGGACGAUUCGGAAGAUGACGGGGACGUCCAAUGGCAGACCGACACGUCAGCGGAGGCCGCCAGACAACGGAUUCAAGAACAGCUCAGUUCCGUGACCGCUGACAUGGUGAUGUUAGCAACCGAGGAGCCGAAAAAAGUCAAAGCAGUCAACGGGAAUGGGAAUGGGAAUGGGAAUAAUAAGAAGCUUGCUGAUGUGGCGAAGGAGAAUAUUAAAAAGGGUGUUUCACCGAAGGAGUUGAUGGGGAUUUUGUCGGGUUCGAAACAAGAGAAUGUGAGUGCUAUUUAUGAAGCGGUGGUUGAUGGUGUGGAAAAAGGGUUUGCAAAACAUGUGGUGAAAAAGAAGAGUUAUUUGGCGGCUGUGGUGGGUGAAGGGGCGGAAUCGCAGAUUCUGGUGUUGAGGGCGAUUGAGGAGUUUUGUCGGAAUGGGAAUGGGAAUGCGGUUAAGGAGGUUCCGCUUGUGUUGAAGGCGUUGUAUGAUGUUGAUAUUUUGGAAGAGGAGUAUGUGGUGAAGUGGUAUGAGGAGGGGUUGAGUGGUGGGAAUAAGGACUCGUUGAUUUGGAAGAAUGUGAAGCCAUUUGUGGAGUGGCUUCAGAGUGCGGAAUCGGAAUCGGAAGAAGAAUAGAAUCGGAAUCGGAAUUGGAGUUGGAGUUCCCAGGUUGUUGUUCUUUGCUUUAUCUAUCUUUUGGUUUGUUAAGUAUUUGUUCUGUUCUGUUUUCAGUGUGACUUGAAAUAAAUCGUAUGUGUAUGUUAUUUGUGUGUUUGUUUGUGGAUUUUAAGGAUAAAAUGCUUAUGAAAUAUUAUUUACUUGGCUUUUGAGAUAAA
Messenger RNA from Lactuca sativa (garden lettuce), 1943 nucleotides. Its product is annotated as eukaryotic translation initiation factor 5. Gene Ontology annotation, biological process: formation of cytoplasmic translation initiation complex; translational initiation. Gene Ontology annotation, molecular function: eukaryotic initiation factor eIF2 binding; GDP-dissociation inhibitor activity; translation initiation factor activity. Gene Ontology annotation, cellular component: cytosol. The record is from RefSeq and is a predicted model, not a curated record. Lineage: Eukaryota; Viridiplantae; Streptophyta; Magnoliopsida; Asterales; Asteraceae.